AUGUUCUGGCAUCACCGUAUUCUAGUGAAGAAGAUCACAGCGGGGGUGUGGAUAGCGAUCACCCCCGACCUAGAGCUUGUGCGUCAUAACCUCCUAGAGCAGCGCCACCUCGUCCUCGACCGCAAUUCGAUGUUCCCUGCGAAUCGUCGGGGCGAGGUGCAUGGCUUCGACCCUGUGCCUCGAGCUGAGAUUCUGGCUCUGAAAAGGCAAGCCGCAGUUCAGGCGGCAAUAUUGGGCGACGGCGACCAUGACGUUGAGAUGGAGAACUUCGUUUGGGUCGUCGCGGAGGUAGGUCACUCACGGAUUGCCCAGCCCCUGGUCGAUGCAGAGUUAGACCAGGCUUCCUUGGGGCAGUCCAAGGGCGUGGCGCUGGUGAGCGGCCUCGAGGUGUUCGUAGAGAAGGUUCAGGGCAAUCAGUUGCAAGAGUGGAUGACCUCGCGUAGCUCGGAGGGUGGAGACCUCCGCACCUUGGGCGACCAUCGGGACUCCGCAGGCCGCCGUCAUCUGCCGCUUUCAGACGCUGUAUCCCUGAUGCGCGAGACGAGCUUCGACGAUUGGGCCAUGCCUGGACCGCGAGUCGCCAGGGAGUGGCUCGUUUCAGUUCGGGAUGGCCCUGGAGGUCUUUCUUCUUAUCACGGACAGGGGGUUCGCCGUUCGGGAGUCAGCGAGUCCUCGGCGGUGGCCCACAUUCAUUACGUGCUGUGCGAGUCGGUUCGGCUGGCCAUUCAGACAGACCAGCUCGACGUGACCAACUUGUUGAGUUUCGAACUCAUCAUGCGCAGGAUCUGCCAGGACGAGACCGCGGUGGCUCGCAACCCUCGCCAUCCUGACUACGGUGGGCUGGAGAUUUUGCUUCGCGCUCCAACCGCCGAACAGGGCCAGGCGAGCACGAACAGGUUCACGGAGUGGGUCACGAGCCGUCUCAAGGAGCAGGCCGCGAUCUACAAGCAGACUCGGUUGUGGAACGAGGAGCAGCGGGCCAUGCAGAACUCUCGUGCCCCCGCAGAGUGGAUCCUGGACAGCAUCACGGAGCGCGCUGCCGCUGCGGGCCCCCCCCCGCCUGGCCUGACGGCCGAGGGGGCCGCUCGCGAGUUGCUGGCUUCUAAGGACCUGUACUGCCAGGAGCCGAAGAACCUCGCGCCAUUCGAUCUGACAAAGCUCAAGGUCGCAAGGGGGCGCGCUCGACCUCGCUCUGCGGCUAACUUCUUGCCGCCUUUGCCCGCGGACAUGAUCCGCAACCCUGCGCUGUACAUCGAGAAGGAUGAGGGCGAAAUGGAGUUCACGCGCCAGCACACCGAUCCUAUUCCUGGGGCCCUUGCGGACCUCGACCUCUCCGUGGGUGGCGAGUCCUUCGACGGCGUCGGCAGUGUGAUAGGCUGGGGCCCCCGCGGGAACGAGGCCGAUGUCGAGGACUGCUUCUACAACUUCGCCAUCGAUGGCUUGGCGAAGUGGUUCGGUUUCGACGACCCGCUGCCCGCCGCCGAGAUCAGGGACACGUACGGCAUCAAUGUCGGAGCGUUCUGGGACCCCGAGCUGAACACGAUGGUCUCCGUGGAGGACGACAUGGUCUUGUAUCCGUGCAUGCGCGCUAUGUGCAUGGGGUGGUCCUGGGCUCUGUACUUUGCGCAGGAGGCUGUAUCCGCUAUGACAGAGCGGGCGCUGCGCUCGUCGUCUCUACCGACGCCUGCCAUGGUGAAGGAGCAUCAUCCCGCCCCCGACUUGAAUGAGUCUGAGGUCAUGGGAAGCGUCUACGUGGACAACAUCACUGUCUUCGGCAGGGACGCUUCUUUGUCUCGUGAGGCGAGCUCCGCCCUGCAGGCCGAAGCUGACCGAUCUGGUUUGCCUAUCACGUGGUCCUAUCCUGAUGUGGUGACCCACCUCGAGACCGUGGGCGUUGAGAUCGACCUCGGGAAGGGGAAGCUUCGCAACAAGGCCUCCCGAGUGUGGCGGUUUGAUUUGGCCACCCGCGCUCUCCUGCGUCGUGGCAAGAUGCGAGGAGAGCACAUGGAGGUCUGGCUGGGCCACGCUGUAUCGCUGCUGAUGCUGGCCAGGCCUGGGUACGCCGCGCUCUCAGCCACGUACCGGUUCGCCGAGACCGCCUGGGGUGUUCGGACCCCUCUGCCGCGCGAGGUCAUGCACGAGAUGAGGUUGGUCGCUGGGCUGGUCUGGCUCGCUGAGGUCGACCUGGCGGCGCCCCGCGUGCCGCGCGUCUAUGCCAGCGACUCCGCCGACAACGGGCACGGCCUGAUGUACAAGAAGGCCACGGUCGAGGAGAUGCAGUCGGCCUUCCGCUGGAAGGAGAAGUGGAGCUUCAGGCAACACCUCCGAGGCCCCCGCGUUGGUCUGACUUCGGCCGCUGAUGUCGCUGAGAUGGGCGGCUACAAGGAAGCAGAGGAGACGCAGCUGGAUCACGAGGUGGAGCCCCGUUGCCGCUCCGCCGAGCCGAACGCUGGCUCCGCCCCUGCCACGGCCUUCGGCCAGUGGCUGCAGAGCAAGGCCGAGGAGGCCGACCCUGACGAUCCCGACGCCGAGUGCCUCGGUCAGGUGGGCCCCCUGGCGCCGCCGCUGCCCGCCUCCUGGUUCGACUCGGAGGGCUUCAAGCUGGUGGCAGCAAGGCGCUGGCGCUGGCCUGGAGAGCACAUCAAUGUGAAGGAGACCCGCGCUGCAGUGAUGGGGCUGCGGCAUGCCUGUUGCGUUCGCCAGAAUUGCGGACGCCGCCUAGUUUCUCUCGUGGACUCCAUGGCAUGUGUUGGCUGCCUGGACAAAGGGCGGCCCAGCCGCUCAGCAGCUUUGAACGCGCAGUGCCGGCGAGCUGCGGCCUACACAAUCGGUUGUAGAGUGCGUUGGAGGCUGCGGUAUGUCAACGCCAAGUUUAACCUUCGGAGACGGGCCCAGCAGGGCCAGGGUUUCUUGGAGCUGUUCUCGGGCGAGGGUGGGCUCUCCAAGGCGUUCGAGGAGCUCGGCCUGUCUACUUACCCCUGCAUGGACAUCAAAGAUGGGGCUCACUAUGACCUCCUGGACCCGAAGGUCCAGAACAUCAUCUUAGAGGACAUCCGAAAGGGGCGCUUCUGGUAUGUACAUGUUGGGACACCUUGUUGCGUGUGGUCUCGGGCUCGUCACGGCAUCGCCAAUUAUGAGAAAGCCGCGUACAAGGAGCGUGUGGGUGUAGCUCUAGCGUUGUUCAGCUGCCGCGUUGCUUAUGAGUGUUCGCGGAACGGCGUCUUCUGGGGCAUUGAGAAUCCGAGAUCUUCCAGACUUUGGGACUUCGACCCCGUUCGAGAGCUCACUGACCUUCCUGACGCCCGCCUGACGGCGGGGGCCUGGAUGCCCGGCUUCGCGAUGCUGCGAGACGGCCGGCUUCGCGCGCCCGCGAGCUCCUCCGACCAGCUCGGCAGCGGCUUCAAGCGGAGCCUGACCUCGGGCUCGCUGGCGCCGCCGACUCAGCCGACCUCGAGAGCAGGUUUGACCACCUGCGGCCUUUCAUCGUCUUCGGUCAGGACUCCAACCUCGAAGCAGCAAGGAAGCAGGCAGCCCGCUCGAGGAAAGGCCCGAAAGGUCGCUGGCCGCCGCUCCCGCGUCUCUAGUUUCGUGGAGGCGAUCAGGGGCCGCAACCUGAGCUUCGGGCCGACGGCGCCAGUCCCUGUGGAUGGAGGUGUCGCCCGUUUCGGCUCGAUCACCUCAACGUCGCUCGAGCGAUAUGGGACCGCAGUUCGCGAGUUUUUCGACUGGGCGACGCGCUCAGAUGACCUCAGACAAGCUCCAGAGUCCGUUAUCGAUCAGAAAAUGUGCAAGUACUUCGAUGUUCUCAUGAGUGAUGCUCGACAUGCCGCUGAGGGACGGUACACACUCUGGGGGUAUCUGACUUUCUUCCCACGGUCGGACAUCGCCAAGUCCGCCCGCCUCGCGAUGGCUCGUGAGGCGAUGAAGGGCUGGGUCCGCAGGUUCCCUGGCUCCUCACGACAUCCGUGGCCGCUCUCGGUUUUCUAUUUGUUCAUGAGUGUCUUCCUGAGGGACAAUCACACCGAGGCUGCCGUCGCCCUGGCCAUCCAACUAGACGCCUACCUGAGACCUUCUGAGAUAUGCGAACUGCGGUGGUGCUCCGUGGUUCAGCCCUCAAAGCUCUCAUCUUCACUGUCAAGAAACAAGUGGGCUGAUGUCAUUGGUAACUCAGACCUCGGUGAGACCACGAAGACUGGUGAGAGCGAUGACACUGUAGUUCUCGACGCUAUCGGCCGUGAGUGGGUAGGUUCCGUGCUUGAGAUGUGGGCUGGGCGCCAUAAGUCUGACACCUCUUCUGAUCAGCUAGUCUUCCCGCACCUGUCUCUAGCCAAGUAUGAAGCACUUUUUAGGAAAUACAAUCGCUCUGUCCUCGGCAAAGUAGGGCACCUCACUCCCCACGUGGCCCGUCACUCAGCGCCCAGUCACGACGUGUUGGUGCGCGCUCGCAGUCUAGCAGUUGUUCAGAAGCGCGGGCGCUGGGCCCACGCCCAGUCCGUAAAACGAUACGAAAAGAGCGGCCGCCUUCUUCUCCAGGCCGCCCGUCUUCCUUCCGAGCUCGCGAGGCGAGCCACGGCUGCGGAGGCCUCCAUCUUUCAGUGCUUUCAGGAGGCCCUCCAGUAA
Molecule: messenger RNA, 4620 nt
Organism: Prorocentrum cordatum
Lineage: Eukaryota; Dinophyceae; Prorocentrales; Prorocentraceae
Source: the annotation of a GenBank genome assembly